Molecule: messenger RNA, 2499 nt
Organism: Arctia plantaginis
Lineage: Eukaryota; Metazoa; Arthropoda; Insecta; Lepidoptera; Erebidae
Source: the annotation of a GenBank genome assembly
AUGAAAAGUUUUUUGGACAUCACAGCGCAUUUCGGAAUAGACAUAGAACUAUACUCAAUCACUUUAGGCGUGUACGAAUCGGAUGAAAGACAUACAUCAGAUUAUCUUUCUGAAAUUCUCUUAAAGGAGGUAUGCCAAGACUGGAAAAUAGACCAAGAGAAUGUAACGGCUGUUGUUACUGACAGCGCAGCCAAUAUAGUAAAGGCGAUCGAAUUAGCGUUCGGGAGAAGAAAACAUAUCACAUGUUUUGCCCAUACUUUGAAUUUGGCGGCUGAAGGCACAAUGAUGUGUACUGAGUGGAGAAACAUUGUUUCUAAAGUAAAAACAAUAGUGACUUGGUUUAAACAGAGUUGCGUUGCUAGUGACGAGUUACGUAAAGCCACUGUUGCGGCUAUGGAGUCUCCUGCUGGGGUAAAAUUAAUACAAAGCGUGGAUACUCGUUGGAACAGUACAUAUUAUAUUAAACAAACUGAUAUUCGGAAACAAAAACCGAUCACGAAUAAACAUGUAAACUUUUUCAUUAUUACAAGUACAGGCAAAUUAUAUAACAAAGCAAAAAUAGGAGUUGAAUAUGCCAAAAAUAACGAUGAAAGGAACCCUGUUGAAACCAAUGAACUAGAAGAAACAAUUUAUUUGAGUCCUAGUACCGGAAAAUCCUGUCAAGUAUUACAAAAUGUUACCAUUCCCUGUUCUAGCGUCCCAACCACCCCAAGACAACAGAUAAGAAAAAACAAAAAUCUUUCCUCUUUUUGUUCACUUUCAAUGGACUUUCCUCAUUUGAAUUCUGAGAGCAGAACUAGUUCUUUAUCAGAAAUUUCAUGCUCCAAUUUACUAGAUUGCAAUUUAUCUCUUAAUGAGGAAAAUAUUAAGAAAUUACUACAUGAACAAACACCGGAACAAAAGAGAUCAAGUCAAAAUUUUAUAUCCGAAUGUGCAGUUUCUAAUGAAUCGAAUUUGUCCAAUUGUAAAGAAAAAAAAGCAAUAGAGGUUACUGUGAUUGUUGAGGAUGUUUCGAAGGAUAUUGAUCGAAAAAAACAAAACAGGGUUAAUAAAUUGUCAACUGUACUGAAAUUGCCUGAUUCCAUUGACUAUGAUAGAAUUGAACAUUUGAAUAGCGACAACGAGACAAUAAUUGAAAACAGAACUCGUGAUAAUUUACCGGAUAUUCUAAAAUCACCUGAUGCAAAUAAUUGUAAUAACAUCCAAAAUUUUAGUGACAGCGGGGAUGAUGAUAAUGAUUCAAGCGAGUCGGAAGAAUCUGAUAUUAUUUCAUUAGAGGGUUGCAUAGGAACAGAACAGGAAUUAUCUUCAGAUGAAAGUGAAAAUACAGAAAACGAUACUUUAGACGAAGAAGAGGCAUUACCCAGCCGCCAAAUUAACAAGAACGAUGAUGACGAGUGGAUAGACAUAUCAGAAAGUCCCUUAAAUUUUGAUGAAUUUGUUGGUGAAAAUACCUACAAUAUACUGUCGUUUGUAAAAUCAUCUGAAGAUGUAUAUAAAUUAUUUGUAACAGAAGAGAUGAUCAAUAAAAUGGUGUCUGAGACAAACAAUUAUGCACGAAACUAUUUACGAACAAACCAACUAAAUAUGAAACGUAAAUCACGUAUGAAACACUGGACUGAUACUAAUUUGCAGGAAAUGAAAACAUUUCUGGCAGUUGUGAUGGCAAUGGGUUUGUGUAAAGUUCCUCUUAUAAAUUUGUAUUGGAGCAAAAACAAUUUAUACAGAAACGAAUUUAUAAGUUCAGCAAUGACAAGAGACAGAUUUUUACUCUUAUUAAAAUGCUGGCAUGUCAGUGAUGUCUCAAAUGAUGAUAAAACUGACAAACUAUAUAAAAUCAGAGAUAUGCUUUCUAUGAUAACUGACAAUUUUCAGAACAUAUUAAACCCCGGCAAAUACGUAGUAAUUGAUGAGACAAUGAUACCCUGGAGAGGACGAUUAGGCUUCCGUCAAUAUAUAAAAAACAAAUCUCACCGAUAUGGUGUUAAGCUGUACAAGCUUUGCACCCCUGAAGGUUAUACCUACCAGAUAGAGAUUUACACAGGUAAAACAGAUCAGAAGAAAGAAGUUGAUCACAGUCAAAAAGUAGUAUUAAGAUUGAUGAACAAUUUAAUUGAACAGGGAAGAAUCGUGAUAGUAGAUAAUUUCUAUACUUCGGUGACUCUAGCAGAAAAACUCCUAUCACAAAAAACUUUUCCCUGGAUUGUGUAUAACUCAAUUAAUGAUGAUGCAAAUAAAUUGCCAAAAAGACAAUUUGUAGAACAACUUAUUGAAGCUUUUACAAAGAACGACUUGGAUGUCGAUACAGAACCCACUCCAAACAAUCCACAUCAUCUCGGAAAAAGAUCAAAGAAGAGGAGAUGUGUAGGAUGCUACGAAAAACUUCGCACCUUCUUAUCAAGUCGUGAGGCUGAUAAGAAAGCAAAGAAAAUUCUCACAGAAUGUAUCGGUUGCAAAAAAUAUUAUUGUUUGACCUGUUUCAAUAAAAACCAUCCAUAA